GUAAAAGCCCUUUAACCUCCUCAGUCAGUCAGUUCCCCUCUACACUAGACCGGUGGUGAUUCACCGGCCGAGCGGAGCCAACGAGCAAUCCUACAAGCAUAUAAAAUACUACUCGUUGAGAACCGAAAAGCCUCAGUUGGCCAGGCUGCUCGAAAAGCUGUCUCCGUUACAAAGCCUAUUACCCAUUACAACCUCCAGGACUACCGCGUGAUUGACCAGAUAUUCCUCUUGAUAACCGUAUUCUUAGCGUCCAAAUUGGUAAUUUCACUCCCCCGUCGAACCCACUCACCCCCGUUUCCUCAAAUCAAACCGGCACCGGACCACUACCAUUCCCCCAACACCCCUCCCACCCGGCCCCUCUCUUCCAAGCCCUUCCCCUUUUCUUCUUUCUCUUGAACAGAAAGACAGAAGGAAAAAAGAGAGGGAAAAAUCUCAUCAAGAACCAGAUCCGCUUGCCUUCCCUGAAAUUUAUAUAGAAAAACCCUACCGUUUCAAUUUGAAUCAAUCAGCAUCGUAUUGAUUCAAUUAAAAGAAUUGGAGAGAGAGAGAGAGGACUCUCUCAACCAGCAAGAAUGGGAGAUUUCAAUUUGGCGCUGGUGAUUGUGGCAAUAGUUGUCUGUGUUUUGGUGUUCAUCUUCAACAUUUACCUGCUAAUUAAUUAUCAGCAUCCCGAUGACGUCAACCAGGCUUAUUUCCCAAAAUUUGUUGUCGUUUUGGGCCUCUCCAUUGCCGCCAUCUCCAUUCUCAUGCUGCCUGCCGAUGUGGCUAACCGGCAGGCAUGUCGCCACGCUAUUUAUAAUGGCGCGUGUAAACUCACGCUACCGAUGAAGGAUCUCUGGCUUGCAGUCUACAUCGCUGAUGCGAUUUUGGUUUUCUUCGUUAUUCCUUUCGCUAUGUUUUAUUAUGAAGGCGACCAGGAUAAGAGUGUGGGCAAGAGGAUUAAAAGUGCAUUAUGGUGGGUGAUAACUACUGCGAUCGUUUGUGCCCUGGUGCUUGGCAUUUUAUAUGGACUGGUUGGAAAGGUGGAUUUCACGGUCAGACACCUCUCCUCGGGCACAGCUUCAUUUCCAAGUUCAUGGGACUUCUCUAGUGGUCAACCAUGUGUAGGAAAUGGUGUACGCCAGUGUUCUGCAUAUUCUGCAAGUCCUUCAUCUGAGACCACAUGGAGCAUGCGCGCUACCUUCCCAGAAUAUGUUGUUGCUUUGGCAACAAUAGUCGGAUCUGUACUUUUUACGAUUUUUGGAGGGGUUGGAAUAGCCUGUCUCCCACUGGGACUGAUAUUCUCCUUUAUUAGACGUCCAAAGGCAGUUAUCACUCGCUCACAGUAUAUCAAGGAAGCAACUGAACUAGGUAAGAAAGCAAGAGAAAUGAAGAAGGCGGCUGACGCACUUCAUCAGGAAGAAAGGAGUGGCAGCAAGGGAAGGAAAUGGCGUAAAAAUGUCAAGGCUGUAGAAAAGGAAUUACUACUUCUGGAAGAUGAUGUCAAGGCUUUAGAGGAGAUGUACCCUCAAGGUGAAAAGGCUGAGGCUGCUUGGGCCAUGACCGUUCUUGGCUACUUGGCCAAAUUUGUGUUGGGAAUCUUAGGGUUGAUUGUUUCAGUUGCUUGGGUUGCACAUAUCAUUAUAUAUUUGUUGAUUAGGCCUCCACUUUCUGCAUUCCUGAAUGAAGUUUUCAUCAAAUUGGAUGACGUUUGGGGUCUUUUGGGUACGGCAGCAUUUGCAUUCUUCUGCUUCUAUCUACUACUUGCAGUGAUUGCUGGUGCCAUGAUGCUUGGCCUGAGAUUAGUUUUUAUUACAAUUCAUCCUAUGAAGUGGGGAGCUACACUCAUGAACUCGUUUCUUUUCAAUGUUGGCCUCAUCCUCCUUUGCUCUAUCAGUGUAAUUCAGUUCUGUGCGACUGCGUUUGCAUACUAUGCUCAAGCUACUGCAGCUCAAGAAAUAUUUGGUCACACAUUGCAAUCACUUCGGGGAAUUAAAUAUCUAUACAAGUACAACGUUUUUCAAAUUGCAUUCAUUGUUCUAGCUGGGCUGACCUUUGUGUACUACUUAGCUUUUGGUUGGAGAAGAAAGAAGCCCAGUGGCAGGUUCCAGCUGUCGUCUUAAAUUAUUCAUUUCCUCAAAGUGCAUGCUUCCAACAAUGGACCUUUUGGAGCUUGAGUUUGGACAUUGUAAGAGCAGUUUGAUAUUCGGAUAUGCACGUGUCGUUUUGUUUUAUCUCUUCUUCCUGAGCAGACGGGCAUCAUCCAUGGUCGAAUUUGGUUGCUGUAGCGAUACUGCUGCUUGACUGGUUUUGCACUUUUUGUAUGUAUUGUUGGUUUGAUUAAGUUACACACUAGCUUGUGUAGUUUGUUGCGGGUGGGGGGCUGCUUACAGUUAUACAUGAUGUAUCAUAUGGUCAACGAGAACGAAUCAUUUGUAGUCAACACUAAUCAGAUUGUCACAUCUUUUCGUUUCCUCUUCGACCUCAAGUAACAGAUGCUUUGAUGGAUUAAACAUUAUGUUGUAAAGCCUGCAAACGAGGUUGGAUGCUUUUAAUUUGGAUAAUUUGAUUCUGCAACUUUAGAUUUUCUAUUGAA
Messenger RNA from Coffea arabica (coffee), 2575 nucleotides. RefSeq names its product LIMR family protein At5g01460. Lineage: Eukaryota; Viridiplantae; Streptophyta; Magnoliopsida; Gentianales; Rubiaceae. The record is from RefSeq and is a predicted model, not a curated record.